CGCCACUGGUUGUUGCUGUGUGCGGGUCUGUCAUGGCGCUGGAGACCCUCUCCCCGGAGUGGGACUUUGAUCGCGUCGACGACGGAUCUCAGAAAAUCCAUGCUGAAGUGCAGUUGAAGAAUUAUGGGAAAUUCCUUGAGGCAUACACCUCUCAACUGAAGAGAAUUGAAGAUGCACUGGACGACUCUGUGGGAGAUGUUUGGGACUUUAAUCUUGAUCCCAUUGAAUUAAAUCUUCUGCCUUAUGAACAGUCUUCCUUACUUGAACUCAUAAAGACAGAAAACAAGGUUCUGAACAAAGUCAUCACUGUGUAUGCUGCCCUUUGCUGUGAAAUCAAAAAACUAAAAUAUGAGGCAGAAACAAAAUUUUACAAUGGCCUCUUGUUUUAUGGGGAAGGAGCUUUGGAUUCCAGUAAGGUGGAAGGAGAUAGUCAAAUACAAAUGGGAAGAUUUAUCUCAUUUUUACAGGAGCUGUCUUGCUUCGUGACACGGUGCUAUGAAGUGGUGGUGAAUGUAGUGCAUCAACUCGCUGUCCUUUAUACUAAUAACAAGAAUUCACCUAAAGUUAUAGAAACAUCAGGAGUACAUUUUCAGGCUAUGUAUGAGCAUCUCGGGGAGCUGCUGACUGUUUUACUCACUCUGGAUGAGAUAGUAGACAAUCAUACCAUGCUGAAAGAUCACUGGACCAUGUACAAAAGGUUGCUAAAGUCUGUCCAUCACAAUCCUUCCAAAUUUGGCAUCCAGGAGGAUAAACUGAAGCCAUUUGAAAAGCUGCUAUUAAAACUGGAAAGCCAGUUAUUGGAUGGGAUGAUAUUCCAGGCUUGUAUAGAACAGCAGUUCGAUUGCCUGAAUGGUGGAGUAUCAGUAUCAAAGAACAGCUCUUUUGCGGAGGAGUUUGCACAUAGCAUUCGUACAAUUUUUGCGAAUGUUGAAGCUAAGCUUGGUGAACCCUCAGAAAUUGACCAGAGAGAUAAGUACGUAGGAAUUUGUGGGCUCUUUGUACUACAUUUUCAGAUUUUUCGGACGAUAGACAAGAAAUUUUACAAAUCGUUACUGGAUGUUUGCAAAAAGGUGCCAGCUAUCACACUUACAGCUAAUAUAAUUUGGUUUGCUGAUACCUUUCUGAUCCAGAAGGUGCCAGCUGCUGCCAAGCUUUUAGACAGGAAAAGCCUUCAUGCCAUUAAAGCACACAGGGAAAGUUUUCUACAACACAAGGCUCAGUCACUUACCAAAGAAAUGCAGUCAUACUAUGUAUUUGUGAGCUCAUGGAUGAUGAAAAUGGAAUCUAUUUUGUCAAAGGAACAACGAAUGGAUAAGUUUGCUGAAGAUCUCACAAACAGAUGCAACAUUUUUAUACAGGGUUUUCUGUAUGCUUACAGCCUUAGUAACAUCAUUAAAACCACAAUGAAUCUGCACAUGUCGAUGCAGAAGCCAAUGACUAAAACCUCAGUUAAAGCGUUGUGCAGGCUUGUGGAACUUCUUAAAGCAAUAGAACAUACGUUUUACAGAAGAAGUAUGAUCGUUGCUGAUUCCGUCACGCACAUAAUUCAGCAUCUUCAGCAUCAGGCUCUUAAUGCUAUUUCUGUAGCCAAGAAAAGAGUAAUUUCUGACAAAAAAUACAGUGAGCAGCGCCUUGAUGUACUCUCUGCUCUUGUACUGGCUGAAAACAUCCUCAAUGGUCCUAGUACAAAACAGAGGCGACUGAUCAUUUCCCUUGCUCUCAGCGUUGGCACACAAAUGAGAACAUUUAAAGAUGAAGAGCUCCUUCCUCUUCAAGUAGUGAUGAAAAAGCUGGCAUUAAUCAGUGAACUUCGAGAAAGAAUCCGAACACAAUGUGACUGUUGCUUCUUAUAUUGGCAUAGAACUGUGUUUCCAAUUUAUCUGGAUGAUGUCUAUGAAAAUGCAGUAGAUGCUGCCAGGUUACAUUACAUGUUCAGUGCAUUGCGAGAUUGUGUACCAGCUAUGAUGCACUCAAGGCACUUGGAAUCCUAUGAAAUGCUUCUGGAAAGCUAUGACAAAGAAAUCAUGGAUGUUUUAAAUAAGCACCUUCUGGACAAAUUAUGUAAGGAAAUAGAAAAAGACCUGCGUCUCUCUGUCCAUACCCACUUGAAGCUGGAUGACAGAAAUCCAUUCAAAGUUGGGAUGAAGGACCUUGCCCACUUUUUCUCUUUGAACCCAAUCCGCUUUUUCAAUCGGCUUAUAGAUAUUAAAGCCCAUGUGACACACUACCUAGACAAGACUUUCUACAAUCUAACUACAGUAGCCCUGCAUGACUGGGCCACAUACAGUGAAAUGAGAAAUUUAGCAACUCAGCGCUAUGGUUUAGUAAUGACUGAAGCACAUCUUCCUAGUCAGACUUUAGAACAGGGUCUUGAUGUUCUGGAAAUUAUGAGGAACAUUCAUGUAUUUGUAUCUCGUUAUCUCUACAAUCUCAAUAACCAGAUCUUUGUUGAAAGAAUCAGCAAUAACAAGCAUUUGAACACCAUAAAUAUAAGGCACAUCGCAAACUCAAUUCGAACACAUGGCACAGGAAUUAUGAACACAACAGUAAAUUUCACAUAUCAGUUUCUGAGAAAGAAAUUUUAUAUCUUUAGCCAGUUCAUGUACGAUGAACACAUCAAAUCCCGGCUGAUUAAAGAUAUCAGAUUCUUCAGAGAAGUUAAGGAUCAAAAUGAUCACAAGUACCCUUUUGAGAGAGCAGAAAAGUUCAACCGGGGAAUCAGAAAGCUUGGAAUUACACCUGAUGGACAAAGUUACCUUGACCAGUUCAGGCAAUUAAUAAGCCAAAUAGGAAAUGCCAUGGGCUAUGUUCGAAUGAUACGAUCAGGUGGGCUCCACUGCUGUAGUAGUGCGAUUAGGUUUGUUCCUGACCUUGAAGACAUUGUAAACUUUGAAGAACUUGUAAAAGAAGAAGGCCUCUCAGAAGAAACACAAAAGGCAGCCAGGCAACUGGAUUUUGUACUUGGCGAUCUCACACGGAACUCUGCUGAAGGCACAGAAUACUUCAAAAUGCUUGUGGACGUGUUUGCUCCUGAAUUUCGUAGUCCAAAGAACAUGCACCUGCGUAAUUUUUAUAUAAUUGUUCCCCCACUGGCCCUCAACUUCAUAGAACAUUCAAUCAGCUGCAAGGAAAAACUGAAUAAAAAGAACAAAGCAGGUGCAGCCUUCACUGAUGAUGGUUUUGCCAUGGGUGUGGCUUACAUUUUGAAGCUUUUGGAUCAGUACCAAGAAUUUGACUCCCUUCACUGGUUCCAAUCUGUCCGAGAGAAGUACGUGAAAGAGAUAAGAGCAGUAGCAAAGCAGCAGAACGUUCAGUCGACUAGUCAAGAUGAAAAGCUGCUACAGACGAUGAAUCUUACUCACAAGCGACUGGAUGUUUGUUUGCAGGAAUUUGAAUUGCUCUAUUUCUCACUAAGCAGUGCAAGGAUCUUUUUUAGAGCAGAUAAAACUGCAGCAGAAGAGAAUCAAGAGAAAAAAGAAAGAGAAGAAGAAUCAGCAAAAACAAGCAAUGGAGACCUGUCUAACUCUUCCUCUGUAGAUCCUGUUGUGAAGUGAAAGCUCUGGUAAUGCAUUUAUAAAUCUAAAGCAGUGAUUUGUUGAAAAUGAUGGGACCAAACUGGCAUGGAAUUUUUCACCAUCUGAUCUGAAAGUGACCCAGCAGCACCAUCCGAGUGAACAAUAAUUCUUAAUUCAGAUUUGCCUUUCUGUUCAGGUGUCCCUUGAAUGUGCUAUGUAGCCUAAUUCAUGAUUUUUUUUGAAUUUGCUAUUUUGAUACAAUUUCAUACAUUUGGGUUUUUUUUAAUUGGAUAGAUAUGAAAUUAACAUCUUUGGCAUUACUGUUUGCUUAUUUACUUAUGUCCUUGCUUAAAAGUUUUCCAUCAUAGCCCAUAGACCUUUGGAAUCCAGAGAACUUGCCAGCUUAGGAGGUCAGCCUCAGUCCUUUAGACUGACACUGCACUCCCCUUUCUCUCUUUGGCUUCUAGAUUGAGAGCAGCUUUCAUUUUAAGAGUAUCAUGUGGCCUGAAAAACUAACAUGGUCUGACUCUUGACAAUACAUUCUAAAAAACGAACAUAUUUAGGCUUCAGCUAUGUUUAAAUUCAUGCAGAUGCACUGUUUCUGUGAAUAUAUACAUAUGUACAUUCUAUUCUCUUUGUGAAUAUAGGAUGGUAGUCAUUAAGCUCUGACCUUCUCUCAAUGCAGUAUAACCAAUGGGAUAAGCUGUUUCCUUUGUAACCAGUUAAGGGGAGGGGACUAUUUCCAGUUUACAUUCUCGCAGCUGCUAGUGAUACGUUCCUACUAGUGCCAUGCUGUGGGAUCUAUAGAAGAGCCCAUUUUAUUUCAUGGGGCUUCAAGCAGACCAUUGUUCUUGCACCUGUGGUGUGUGAUUGAUCUGGGAGGAAAUGUCUGCAGCUAAAUGAUACAAGCUGGCAUAAGUUGUGGCAGUACUGUUCUCCCUCCUCCCCUCUCCUGUCUGUUUUCAGGCAUGAAAGCACCAACUACAAUCAUUUCCCUUGGGGUUUUAUAAAGGCAGAACAAAAGGGAAAUUUCUUCCCACAUCCAGACUUUACAUACUCUUGACUUCUUCUUGCCAGGUUCUUUUUUGAGACAUUUGUAACAGAAUAGGAAUCUACAAGUCCAAGUGGAAGAGGAUUAAACCUAGGAGGUUGCCCUUGGCUGUUAUAUGGUCUCAAAAGAGCUUUCCCAACCGAGCAACGGUGGGAAAGGGGGUCAAAACAGCAAAGCCGCCAAAGCACUUGGACUGUAUGCUCAAGCUUCUGACCAAAAUGCAGCUUUUGAGGUCCUGCUGCAUGUUGUCAUGGAGGUAAAUUUGACCAGUUUCACCUGAUCAGUAAUUUUAUGUUCAAAUUCUCAGGAAUUAAGGGGACCAAAUAGAACACCUUAUUCUAACUCAUUUCAUUAAAAGGUAUUUUGUUACCUCACUUUUUUUGUUCUGUUAAAUACUCUGUAUGUAAUGUUAAUAAAUGUAAUGUUAGAAACUG
Messenger RNA from Eublepharis macularius, 5000 nucleotides. It is a transcript of the gene WASHC4, whose product is annotated as WASH complex subunit 4. The transcript has 34 exons. NCBI's taxonomy places the organism in Eukaryota, Metazoa, Chordata, Lepidosauria, Squamata, Eublepharidae. Gene Ontology annotation, biological process: endosomal transport; endosome organization. The coding region runs from base 33 to 3554 and encodes 1173 amino acids. The record is from RefSeq and is a predicted model, not a curated record. Gene Ontology annotation, cellular component: endosome; WASH complex.